This is a messenger RNA of Otolemur garnettii (small-eared galago), 6326 nucleotides long. RefSeq names its product ninein (gene NIN). Gene Ontology annotation, cellular component: ciliary transition fiber; mitotic spindle pole; pericentriolar material. Gene Ontology annotation, molecular function: calcium ion binding. Lineage: Eukaryota; Metazoa; Chordata; Mammalia; Primates; Galagidae. The coding region runs from base 114 to 6287 and encodes 2057 amino acids. The record is from RefSeq and is a predicted model, not a curated record. The transcript has 28 exons. Gene Ontology annotation, biological process: centrosome-templated microtubule nucleation; centrosome localization; microtubule anchoring at centrosome.
GCUUCUGCAGCCCUAACAAAGCGUCCUCCCUGUUCGCAGAGCUCCGGAGGCGGGCGGCCGGCUGCGCGGGCGCCCCGAGAGGCCGACAGGAGGUGAGCGCCGUGGGCUAUGGGAUGGAUGAGGUGGAGCAGGACCAGUAUGUGGCCCGACUCAAGGAGCUGUUUGACAGUUUUGACACGACGGGCACCGGGUCUCUGGGGCAGGAGGAACUCACUGACCUUUGCCACAUGUUGAGCUUGGAGGAGGUGGCCCCGGUGCUGCGACAGACGCUACUUCAGGACAACCUCUUGGGCAGGGUACACUUUGAUCAAUUCAAAGAAGCAUUAAUACUUAUCUUGUCUAGAACUCUAUCAAAUGAAGAACACUUUCAAGAACCAGGUAAGGGCAUUAACUUUUCUUCUCUGUGUUGCCCAUUAAAAGUUGUCCUGGGCUCGGCGCCUCACUGGAAGACGCAACACAGUGAGGAGUACGAGGCAGAAGGCCAGUUGAGAUUUUGGAACCCAGAUGAUUUGAAUGCCUCGCAGAGUGGCCCUUCCCCUCCCCAAGACUGGAUAGAAGAGAAACUACAAGAAGUUUGUGAAGAUUUGGGGAUCACCCGCGAUGGUCACCUGAACCGAAAGAAGCUGGUCUCCAUCUGCGAGCAGUAUGGUCUGCAGAAUGUGGACGGAGAGAUGCUUGAGGAAGUAUUCCAUAAUCUCGACCCUGAUGGUACAAUGAGCGUAGAAGAUUUUUUCCAUGGUUUGUUUAAAAACGGAAAAUCCCUGACACCAUCAGCGUCCACUCCAUACAGACAGCUGAAACGGCACCUCUCCAUGCAGUCUUUCGAUGAGAGUGGGCGACGUACCACGACCCCAUUGGCAAUGACGGGAACCACCGGCUUCCAGGUCUUCUCCUGCCUAGACGACGGGAUGGGCCACACGUCUGUGGAGAGAGUACUCGACACCUGGCAGGAGGAGGGCAUUGAGAACAGCCAAGAGAUCCUGAAGGCCUUGGAUUUUAGCCUCGAUGGAAACAUCAACUUGACAGAACUGACGCUGGCUCUUGAAAAUGAACUUUUGGUCACCAAGAACGGCAUUCACCAGGCAGCUCUGGCCAGCUUUAAGGCUGAGAUCCGGCAUUUGUUGGAACGAGUUGAUCAAGUGGUCAGAGAAAAAGAGAAGCUGCGGUCAGACUUGGACAAGGCUGAGAAGCUCAAGUCCCUGAUGGCCUCAGAAGUGGACGAUCACCAUGCGGCCAUAGAGCGGCGGAAUGAGCACAACCUCAGGAAACUAGAUGAAGAGUACAAGGAGCGAAUGGCGGCCCUGAAGAGCGAGCUCCGGAGGGAGAGAGAGCAGAUCACGCAGCAGAUGGGCCGGCAGCGUGUGGAACUCGAGCAGGAGAUCGAAAAGGCCAAGACCGAGGAGAGCUACAUCCGGGACCGCCUGGCCCUCUCUUUAAGGGAAAACAGUCGUCUGGAAAAUGAGCUUCUGGAAAAUGCAGAGAAGUUGGCAGAGUAUGAGAAUCUGACAGAUAAACUUCAGAAAAAUCUGGAAAAUGUGUUAGCGGAAAAGUUUGGUGACCUUGAUCCCAGCAGUGCGGAAUUCUUUCUGCAAGAAGAGAGGCUGACACAGAUGAGAAGCGCGUAUGAGCAGCAGUGCAGGAUAUUACAAGACCAAGUGGAUGAACUCCAGUCUGAGCUAGAAGAAUACCGUGCUCAGGGCAAAGUCCUCAGGCCUCCUCUGCAGAAUUCACUGUCAGAAGAACUUGAUGUCAGCAGCGGUGGCGGUGGUGUUGAGGCCGACCAGGGGCUGGGUUCUGAAGAGUGCAACCCCUCGAAUAUGAGCAUCGAGGCAGAGCUGGUCAUCGAACAGAUGAAAGAACAACAUCACAGGGACUUACGCUGCCUCCGACUGGAGCUCGAAGAUAAAGUGCGACAUUACGAGAAGCAGCUGGACGAGACCGUGGUCACCUGUGAGAAGGAGCGGGAGGACAUGAGGCAAAGGCAUGAGAACGAAAUACAAACCCUGGAGAAACAGAUUCGGGACCUUCAACAUGAGAUCGCCGAACUUCAGGGGCAGGCGUCGGAGCUCAGGGAGGCGCACGUGGAGGCGGCGCGCGGGCACGAGCGGGAGAAAGCGCGGCUGCGGGCGGAGUUGGAGCAGGAGGCGGCGGGCCUGCGGGAGGCGCUGCGGCGGGAGCACGAGCGGGAGCUGGCGGCCAGGCUGGCCCGGGUCGAGGAGGACUUCGAGCGCGAGAGGGAAGGGCUGCGCCGGAACAGCGCCUGGACGGACGAGAAGGUGCGGGGCCUGACCCGGGACCUGGAGCGCCUGCACCAGGAGCAGCUGGCCCGCCUGCAGGAGCAGCACGCGCGCGAGAAGGAGGAGCUGAGAAGGGAGCUCGUGGAAAAGCACCAGCGGGAGCUUCAGGAGGGCAGGGAAAAAAUGGAAACAGAGUGUAAUAGAAGAACCUCUGAGAUAGAAGCCCAGUUUCAGGCUGACUGUCAGAAGGUCACUGAGCGGUGUGAGAGUGCCCUGCAGAGCCUAGAGGGGCGCUACCGCCGAGAGCUGACCGACCUCCUGGAACAGCAGCACGAGGAGAAAUCCCAGUGGGAGUUUGAGAAGGACGAGCUCACCCAGGAGUGUGCCGAAGCCCAGGAGCAGCUCAAAGAGACCCUUCAGAGAGAGAAAGCAACUUCCCUGGUCCUGACCCAGGAGAGAGAGAUGCUGGAGAAAACGUACAAAGAGCAUUUGAACAGCAUGGUCAUCGAGAGGGAGCAGCUGCUCCAAGACCUGGAGGACCUACGAAAUGUGUCGGAAAGCCAGCAAAGUCUGCUGUCUGGCCACAUCCUUGAGCUGAAGAGCAGUCAGGAGAGAGAGCUGAGGGACCGUGAGCAGGUCCUCUGCCAGGCAGGGGCCUCGGAGCAGCUGGCCAGCCAGUGGCUUGAAAGGCUGGAAAUAGAACGGGACCAGGAAAGACAGGAAAUGGUGUCCAAGCUUCAGGCGCUGGAGAGCAUCCACAAAGUGACCUGUGAGAAAGCAGAUCGCCAGAGGGCUGACAUGAGCGCAGAAAUCUCCAGGCUCCAGAACAAAAUCAAGGAAAUGCAGCAGGCAGCAUCCCCUCUCCCCAGGCCUCAGAGUGACUGUCAGGCGGCAGAAACAGAGGAGAUGGAAGGAAGGGGAGCCAUGUCCCUGCUUCAGCAAGGGGAGCGGCUAUUGGAAGAAAAUGGGGAUGUCCUCCUCAGCCUGCAGAGAGCACAUGAGCAGGCAGUGAAGGAAAAUGUGAAAAUGGCUGCAGAAAUUUCUAGGUUACAACAAAGGUUGCACAAAUUAGAGCCAGGGUCAGUGAUGUCUUCUUGCUUAGAUGAGCCAACUCCUGAGUGUUUUGGAAAGUCUUCAGAACGCACAGAGCUGUUCUUACUGCAAAACCAAAUGAAGCGAGUGGAAGGUGCAGCCAGAAGCCACAUCCUGAGUGACCCAGAAGGCAGCGAGGUCCAGGACCUGGAAAGUACAGGGACAAGCUCUGCUCGGAGGCAGGAGGUCAAAACAGAGGACUCGGAAGCUUCCAUAGAGAGUUUUUCUGAGCUCGAAAAUAGUGAAGAGACCAAGACUGAAAGCUGGGACCUGAAGAAUCAGAUUAGUCAGCUUCAGGAACAGCUAAAGGUCUUACGUGCAGACUGCGAUCGAGCUUCUGAAAAGAAACAGGACCUACUUUUUGAUGUUUCUGUGCUGAAAAAGAAGCUGAAGAUGCUUGAGAGAGUCCCUGAGGCUUCCCCCAAGUAUAAGUUGUUAUAUGAAGAUGCCAGCAGAGAAAAUGACUGCCUUCAGGAGGAGCUGAGGAUGGUGGAGACGCGGUACCACGAGGCGCUGGAAAAUAACAAGGAGCUCACCGGAGAGGUUCUCAGGCUGCAGGAGGAGCUGAAGAAAAUAGAGGAAGUGGCAGAAACAUUCCUUAGCCUGGAAAAGAGCUAUGAUGAGGUGAAAACAGAAAACGAGGAGCUGAAUGUUCUAGUUCUGAGGCUACAGGGGAAGAUUGAGAAGCUGCAGGGAAGAGCAGCCCGGCAGUGUGACUGCUUCUCCUCGUGGGAGGCCAGUUCAGAUAACCUGGAAGUCGAGCCUGAUGAAAAGACGCUUGAACUUGGUCAGACACUGGAAGAGCACACGCCCACAGGUAUGAGCGUACACCGUGGUAUGGAAGGCUGUAAACAAGAAAACUGUGAGCAGGGGAACCCAGGGCUCUUGGAAAGCAGAAAAGCACGUGAAAUGGCCUGGUUACCUGGAACAAUUCAGACACAUCAAGAAAAGCCAAGAGAACAGAAUCAAGUCUUCCCGGAGGAAAACCUUGGCCUCCUGGGCUUUCAAGAGAAACAUUUUCAGUAUCAGGCCACAAUAGCAGAGUUAGAGCUGGAGAAAAAAAAGCUACAGGAGCUGACAAGAAAGUUGAGGGAGAGAGUCACUACUUUAAUUAAGCAAAAAGAUGCCCUUUCUCCAGGAGAGGAGGAGGAGGAGCUGAAGGCAAUGAUGCAUGACUUGCAAGUCACCUGCAGUGAGAUGCAGCAAAAGGUUGAGCUUCUGAGAUACGAAUCUGAAAAGCUUCAAGAGGAGAAUUCUAUUUUGAGAGAUGAAAUUACUACUUUAAAUGAAGAAGAUAGCAUUUCUAACCUGGAAUUAGAGAAAUUAAAUGGAUCUCAGGAAGAAAUGUGGCAAAAAAUAGAAACUGUAAAACAAGAAAAAACGGCAGUGCAGAAGAUGGUUGAAAAUUUAAAGAAACAGAUUUCAGAAUUAAAAAUCAAAAACCAACAGUUGGAUUUGGAAAAUACAGAACUUAGCCAAAAGAGCUCUCGAGAUCAGGAAGAACUACAAGAACUUAAUCAACGCCUGGCAGAAAUGCUACGCCAGAAGGAAGAAGAGCCAGGGAACGGUGCAUUCGAGGACUGGGAACAAGAGAAGUCUAAUCUGGAAGAGGAGUUGGGACGCUGCAAAGAGCAGUCCUCCAGGUUAGUGUCUUCUCUGGAGGCAGAACUUUCUGAAGCUAAAAUACAAACCCAUACCCUGGAACAGGAGAACCUCCUUCUCAAGGAUGAACUGGAGAAAGUGAAACAGCUGCGCAGAUGUCCUGAUCUCUCUGACUUCCAGCAAAAGAUUUCUAGCGUUCUAAGCUACAAUGAAAAAUUGCUGAAAGAAAAGGAGGCUCUAAGUGAAGAAUUAAAUAGCUGCGUUGACAAGUUGGCAAAAUCAAGUCUUUUAGAGCACAGGAUUGCUACGAUGAAGCAGGAACAGAAGUCUUGGGAGCACCAAAGUGAGAGCUUAAAAUCACAGCUGGUGGCUUCCCAGGAAAAGGUUCAGGACUUAGAAGAUGCCCUGCAGAGCGUAAACCUGCAAAUGUCUCAGAUUAAAGCUGACCUACGAGUAACUCAGCAGGAGAAGGAGGCUUUAACACAAGAAGUGGUGUCUUUACACCAGCAACUUCAGAAUGCUAGCGACAAGAACUGGGCCCCGGAGACAGCUACCCACCCACCAGGGUUCCAUAACCUGCAGCAAAGGCUUUCUUGGGGCAAGUUGGACCAUCUGAUGAAUGAGGAACAGCAGCUGCUUUGGCAAGAGAACGAGAGACUCCAAACUGUGGUUCAUAACACCAAAGCAGCUCUCACACACUCCCGGGAGAAGGUCCGUCAACUGGAAUCCAACCUUCUUCCCAAGCACCAAAAACAUCUAAACCCAUCAGGUCCUGUGAAACCCACAGAGCAAGAAAAGUUUAACUUAAAGAGAGAGUGUGAACAGUUUCAGAAAGAGCGAGCUCCUGCACACAGAAAGGUCAGUCAGAUGAAUUCCCUUGAACGAGAAUUAGAAACAGUUCAUUUGGAAAAUGAAGGCCUGAAAAAGAAACAAGUAAAACUGGAUGGGCAGCUCGUGGAGAGGCCACACCUGAGGUCCACUGUGACGCUUAGCCCGUCCCCUCACGCCUGGGAGCUGCAGCUGCCCCAGCAGCCAGCCUGUCCGAUGGUGUCCAGGGAGCAGUUUCUGCAGCUGCAGCACCAGCUGCUGCAGGCAGAGAGGAGAAACCAGAGCCUGCAGGAGGAACUGGAGAGCCGGGCCUCAGAGCUCCAUGCGCCGCAGGGGAGCCAGGAGCACCUGGUGAGUGUCAUGGAGGAGCGGAUGAUGGAAGUCGAACAGAAGCUGAAACUGGUGAAGAGGCUUCUCCAGGAGAAAGUGAAUCAGCUCAAAGAACAAGUGAGCCUCUCUGGACACCUCUGUCCGCCCACCUCACCCUCCAGCUUUUGCUCUGGUUUUAUUUCCCUUUAUUGCCAUUAAUUUGUUAACUUGUGCUGUCUAAUAAAGGCAAAUUCUAUU